Molecule: messenger RNA, 929 nt
Organism: Nerophis ophidion (straightnose pipefish)
Lineage: Eukaryota; Metazoa; Chordata; Actinopteri; Syngnathiformes; Syngnathidae
Product: lectin-like
Exons: 4
Coding region: 36-899 (287 amino acids)
Molecular function (GO): signaling receptor activity
Source: RefSeq, a predicted model, not a curated record
UCCCAGACGGUUUCAGGCAGGGAACAGAACCGUUCAUGUCGAUCCCAGACGGUUUCAGGCAGGGAACCGAACCGUUCAUGUCGAUCCCAGACGGUUUUAGACAAGGAACCGAACCGUUCAUGUCGAUUCCAGACAGUUUCAGACAGGGAACCGAACCGUUCCUCUCUAUCCCAAAAGGUUUCAGACAGGGGACAGAACCUACAAUUUUUAAUUCUAUGAGCUUCAAACAGGGAGCAGAGCCCUCCGUUUCUAUCCCAGACGGUUUUAGACAGGGAACAGAACCAUUCAUGCCAAUCCCGGAUGGUUUCAGACAAGGAACUGAACCUGUUAUUUUGACACUCCGAGGUUUCAGACAGGAAACCGAGCCAUCUAGGUCUCUUCCUAGAGGAUUUAGACAGGGAACAGAACCAUCUCUAAAUAUACCAGAAGGUUUAAGGCAGGGAACAGAACCAUUGGUUAAACACCCAGAAGAACAGGGCCGGUCCACUCCCAGCCUCCAAACAUGUCAAGGGGAGGUGAUCAACGGAAACUGCUACGAGUUCAACCCAACUCCACUCAAUUUCCAAGAAGCACAGGAUUUAUGCAAAGCUCGGAACACACACGCUGAGCUCGCAUCUGUGACAAGCGGGGACCUUCAUUCCCGCCUGGUUUCCAUGGUUACCAAGGGCGGCCAGAUCAGCCCACGGUUGACGUGGCUGGGGGCCGUGGUCAAGAACCAGCAGGCCUCCUGGGUAGACGGGUCGGAGUGGACUUAUAGUGACUGGAUGCCGGGUCAGCCUAACAUUCACACCAGCAAGCCAGUCUGUGUGGAAAUGUUCAAAAUAGAUGAAAGUUGGUGGACGGCCGUGGACUGUGACCUGAAGCGAGCGUCCAUCUGCUCGUAUCCGGCGGCGGCGUGAACCCCUCCCCCCGGAUGUGUACGAAGGAAU